GGUUUAUGUAGAGGAGGGGGCGUGCCUACAUUGCCCGGGCGUGGUUUGUUGGGACGCGGGGCGUGGCCGGCAGCGUCGCAGACCCGGCUGUGGCCUCAGAGAGUUGGGCAGCACGCUAUGGCCGGUACGGUUGUCCGUUGGGUCGGAUUGUACACGUUGUUGGUGUUGCCCGCGCUGUGUUCUUCUCAGACCGAUCCCCCUCACGCGCAGGAUCUCCCGCUCAUCCUCGGCUUCCGCCUGGAAAGCAGUGACCGGCACGCCGCGCUGUCCCAGAACGGGGAGCUGGAGGUGACGGAAAGCAGCCGGCUACAGCUCCGCUUCUAUGGCCUGAACCUGCGGCCUGACAGCGGCAACCUGCUGGCCUUCACCGAGGACGGCAAGGACAAUAGCAGCUGCCAGAAGGACACGGGGGACCUGGUGAGGGACUCUGGGGGGCUGAACAUCAGUGAGGAGGCGGGAGGUAUGGCCGGCCUCCUAGGGGUGAAGGUCCUGCCCCUGAGGAAGAGUCAGUCCUCCAGGGUGUAUGUCCUGUGUACACGCCGGGGCCUCGGGCAACCCUGGACCCUUCACCGUGGCCCGGACGGACGCCUGCGGGUCCUGGAGGAGCACAAGGCCAUCAUGCCCAUCUGGUUGCAGGCCAUCGUCAUCGCCGUGCUGCUCAGCCUAUCCGGCAUCUUCAGCGGCCUCAACUUGGGGCUGAUGGCCCUGGACCCCAUGGAGCUGCGGGUGGUGCAGCGCUGCGGCUCGGAUCGGGAGAGAAGGUACGCCGCCAAGAUCGAACCGGUCCGCCGCAAGGGCAACUACCUGCUCUGCUCUCUGCUGCUCGGCAACGUGCUGGUCAACACCACGCUCACCACCCUACUGGACGAGCUGAUCGGAUCCGGGCUCGCCGCCGUGGCCGCCUCCACCAUGGGCAUCGUGGUGCUUGGAGAGAUUGUGCCGCAAGCUCUGUGCUCCCGCCACGGCCUGGCCGUAGGGGCCAACACUCUGUGGUUGACUCGUUUUUUCAUGCUGGUCACCUUCCCCGUGGCCUAUCCGGUCAGUCGCCUGCUGGACUGCAUUCUGGGCCAAGAGAUCGGUACCGUCUACAAUCGGGAGAAGCUCCUGGAGAUGCUCAAGGUUACAGAGCCAUAUAGUGGUCUGGUCCGCGAAGAGAUGAACAUUAUUCAGGGAGCUCUGGAGCUGCGCACAAAAACGGUGGAGGAUGUGAUGACCAAGGUGGAGGACUGCUUUAUGCUCCCCAAUGAUGCUGUGUUAGACUUUAACACCAUGUCCAGUAUUAUGGAGAGCGGUUACACCCGUAUACCUGUAUAUGAAAAUGAACGGUCCAAUAUUGUGGACAUUCUAUAUGUGAAAGAUUUGGCCUUUGUAGACCCAGAUGACUGCACUACAUUGAACACCAUUACUCGUUUCUACAGUCACCCUGUUCACUUUGUGUUUAGUGACACCAAGUUGGAUGCUGUCCUCGAGGAGUUUAAGAAAGGAAAGUCUCACUUGGCCAUUGUACAGAAGGUAAACAGUGAAGGAGAAGGAGAUCCGUUCUACGAGGUGUUGGGACUGGUAACUCUUGAAGAUGUCAUUGAAGAAAUUAUUAAAUCUGAGAUUCUGGAUGAGUCCGAUCUUUAUACUGACAAUCGCAGUAAGAAACGUGUUGGCCGUCGUCAGGACAAAAAGGAUUUCUCUGUCUUUAAAGACCCGGAUCACGAACUGAGAGUUAAAAUUUCCCCUCAGCUGCUGCUUGCUGCCCACCGGUUCUUAUCCACAGAGGUAUCAUUGUUUGCAUCUAGUUUGGUUUCAGAGAAGACACUCCUGCGUCUCCUCAAAUACCCAGACGUGGUGCAGGAUCUUCAUUUUGAUGAGGAUGACAAGAAGGCACCAGAACACUUCCUGUACCAGCGCAACAAGAUCGCCGACUACUUUAUCCUCAUCUUGCAGGGGAAAGUUGAAGUAGAGGCUGGCAAGGAGAAUAUGAAAUUUGAGUCUGGAGCCUUCUCCUAUUAUGGUGUCAUGGCUUUGGGUACACCUUCAGGGAGUGAGCUCCGCUCCCCGUCUCACAUGGGCAGUCUGAACAGAUCCACAUCUCUCAGCCACGAGCGUUCGGACUCCAUGUCAUCCACCAUCAGUGGCAGCAACACACAGCUCAGCACUCAAGUACAAUACACGGCUGACUUCAGUGUUCGGGCUCUUGGUGACCUACAGUAUGUAAAGAUCUCACGGGACCAGUAUCAAGGAGCCCUGAUGUCCUCCCGGAUGGAUAGCAGUCCGCAGUCUCCUGAAGGUGGAACCCACAAGUUGGAUAGCAGUAUAUCGGAGCGCAGUGAGGUUGUGGUGGAUGAAACAACCAGUCUUUUAAAUCAGAGAAACUCACAGCACAGUUUGCAUCAUAAUGCUGUCUGACCCCAACUCCAAUGCUAAGCAUCGAUCUGCAUGUACUUUACCUGCGGAUCGCCCUUGAAAAACACUUUGCAAUAUUUGACUGGGCACAGAGUGCCGGUGCACUGCAUGCAAAGCUUUAUCCUAAGAGACAAGCGUUUCACAAAGCCUGCAGAGCUGCACUGCACAUGACUAAAGGAGCGAUUCCUGGUGAGGAGUCUUCACAAUAAUAAUCUGCAGCUCAUCAUCGGUGGCCUGUGAAGAAAGUGGCUGUUCUACAGCCCCGGACUUGUCUAGAGGAGAACACAAGACUACCAAAGGGGAUCUGGAAAUUCUGCAAUACUUUUGGGAAUGAUAUGAUGCUGUGUGGAGCAUCAACUCAGGGAAGGAAUUCUAUAUGUGCACUGGAGACCCCUGCCUCGUAGUGGGGGGGUCUAUUUGUUUGUCUUCCAGGGGAGUUGGUUGAUAUAAUAUGCAGUUGCAAUUUAUUGACCAUUGCUAGAAGGGCCCUCCAGAAUGGCUUUGGCCCUGCCAAAAAAAGAAGUGUUUGGUUAUUCUCUUCUCUGUGAUAGAAGGCAUUCUGAUACUGAUAUGUUUACCCAGCACUCCAAAUAGGAAAUGGUGGUGACCAAUAAUAUACCAGCAAUCAAACUGGUUACAGUGUCAUAAAUUGAACCAAUGGCAACACUCGGUUCUCUGUCGGUAUUUUCUUCCAGAGAUGGGAAAGCUCUUGCUGAAUUCUUAGCAGUAUGGUAAACCUUAUUUUUUUGACCCAAAGUAUUUUGUCAUGUUCAUGUGGUGAGCAUUGAGGAACAAUGGAAUAUCCUUGUUGCCGUUAUGGAAUCUUGUCAGUGCUGGCCACUGCUAACGUUGCAGUUGGAAGGCCUUACGGACUUAACAAUAAAUAGUUCUUAACUGUGAAUUCUUAAAGGCUCUUUUCACCUUUUCGAGAGAUUGGCCUAUGCAGUCAAGGAGCCCCAGCGGAUAAUACAAUUUAAUGAACAUUUUACAAAGCUGCACAGAUUUUUAAUCUUACCUGUAGGUCCACUUAGAAGCCUGACUAAUAAACUCGUAAUUGGCAACCCUCAUGUCCUGACGGGUUGCUUUGACCUGAAAACCAUUGGAUGGAUGCUCAUUCCCAGCAUUACAGAACUGAAAUCCAAUGGUUUUCCCAUCCUAGCAGUGAGACGGGAUGUGGGGGUUGCUAACUAGGUGUUUAUUAGCCUGGCUUUUGAGGGGACCCAAAUGGCCUACAAGUAAAACAAUAAAAU
Rana temporaria (common frog) is the source of this 3644-nucleotide messenger RNA. RefSeq names its product cyclin and CBS domain divalent metal cation transport mediator 4 (gene CNNM4). Lineage: Eukaryota; Metazoa; Chordata; Amphibia; Anura; Ranidae. The coding region runs from base 118 to 2397 and encodes 759 amino acids. Gene Ontology annotation, cellular component: plasma membrane. The record is from RefSeq and is a predicted model, not a curated record. The transcript is spliced from 8 exons. Gene Ontology annotation, molecular function: sodium ion transmembrane transporter activity; magnesium ion transmembrane transporter activity. Gene Ontology annotation, biological process: magnesium ion transport; magnesium ion homeostasis.